AUGAGCUCCGAAAGUAGCUCUUUUUUGAACUAUCCCCCACCUCGUGAGGGCCCCAAAGUUCCUUACAAGAACGAGACCCAAUCUAUUCCGGUCUUCCGCGGUACUACGCUUGCGAUCGGCGCAACUCUAAUUCAUAAUGUCGGCUUCAUUCAAAGCCAUUUCUGGCGUAACGCUGGUUUCGACGUCAUUCGAAAAAUUCCUGAGCUUCAUCUAUACCCCGGUCGUUACGAUCCUACCGUGAUUCCCGUCGAGGAUGCCUCUAGCGACGCGCCGCUUCCUACCGUGGAGAAGCGGAAGGGUAUCAACACAUAUUACACGUCCGCCGAUUACUGCGCGCUGUAUUCAUCCGGCGAAUUGACACCGACGGCGCUCGUUGAGACGCUACUUCCUCUGAUCCGUCGCGACGCCAAGCCUCCUGGAAAGCACUCGACGGCAUUCCUCGAAUCGCAAGCCGAUACUAUCCGUGCAGCUGCAGAAGCUUCCACCGAGCGGUACAAGAAGGGUCAGCCUCUUGGUCCCCUGGAUGGCGUACCGGUGGCAAUCAAGGAUGAAGUCCACAUUGCUGGGUACAAGCGCACACUUGGAACCAAGCUCGAUUUCAAAGCUGGCAGCGAUGCUACUUCUUGGUGUGUCCAGCAAUGGCAAGAUGCCGGGGCUAUCGUGAUCGGCAAGACCACCAUGCAUGAAUUGGGUCUCGAUACGAAUAACAACAAUCCCAAUUAUGGAACACCGAAGAACCCUCACAAUAAGAACUACUACUGUGGUGGCUCUUCUGGGGGAUCUGGCUACGCCGUCGGUGCUGGUUUGGUGCCCAUUGCUCUUGGUGCUGAUGGUGGUGGCUCGAUUCGUAUUCCCUCAUCCUUCUGCGGUAUUUGGGGAUUGAAGACUACUCACGGCCGCGUAUCUGGAGCGCCUUCCAUGAGCCUUGCACCUACUGUCGGUGUCCUCGGACCCAUGGCAGCAAGUAUCGAUGACCUGGCUCUUGCUUAUAGGGUCAUGGCAGCACCAGCACCAGCAUUGCAAGACCCUGUUUCCUCGCAAUUCCCCAAGCCAGUACCUCUUCCGUCCGAUCGCAAGAGAGCAAAGACCAUUGGUGUAGUCCUCGACUGGAUCGACCGCGCCGAGGCCUCGGUCCGCGCUGUGUUCGAUGCUGCCCUGGAUUACUACCGCCAAAACGGUUACGAAAUCAUCGAUAUCACCAUUCCUUACCUACCCGAAGGUCAACGCGCCCAUAUCCUGACCAUCAUGGCUGAGAUCGCGUCCGGUCUGGAUGCUCGUCAGAUCAAAGAGCUUACGGCCCCGAACAAAGUCCUCGUCUCCAUGGGCAUGUGGCAAAUCACGGCCCAGGACCUCCUUGCAGCACAGCGUCUGCGGAACAUGUUGAUGACACAUGUCGCCUACCUUUACAAGACCCAUCCUGGUCUGAUGAUUCUUUCUCCGACAACACCUCUCCCUGGAUGGCACAUUGAUGGCGGUGAAGCUGACCUUGCUCGAGGCUUGUCCGAUGGCAAGACUUCUGUGCGGAACAUGGAGUAUGUCUGGCUGGCGAACUUCACCGGUUGUCCUUCUAUCAGCUGCCCUGCAGGAUAUGACCGUAGUAGCGGUGUUCCCAUUGGCUUGAUGGCAAUGAGUGAAUGGGGUACCGAGGAAGACUUGAUCGACUUUGCUCGUGAUGGCGAAGGGGUUCUGGACUUGCCUGAAAACCAGCCUCCCCGUGUGAGCAAGGAAGCCGCCGAGGCCAAGGGACUGCGUGCUCCAUCGUCGUCGGAGUCCUACUGGGAGGACGCCAUUGCUCUGGCUAAGGCGUGA
This is a messenger RNA of Penicillium maclennaniae, 1809 nucleotides long. Its product is annotated as amidase. The record is from RefSeq and is a predicted model, not a curated record. The transcript is spliced from 3 exons. The coding region runs from base 1 to 1809 and encodes 602 amino acids. Lineage: Eukaryota; Fungi; Ascomycota; Eurotiomycetes; Eurotiales; Aspergillaceae. Gene Ontology annotation, molecular function: catalytic activity.